AUGAACAGUCAACUAAUUCAAAGAGGAGCUCUAGCUCUGCUGUUCUUCCUCGUUUCACUAGUGGCACCAGCAGAGUAUGAAGCUUACACUUCUAUUGCUACAGCCCCCCGAUGGUGUUCUUCAUUAAAUAUCCAGGAUGGAGAAGUCACAUGCUACUCACCAAGGGGAAGAAAUUAUUACAGCAGCCUGGGCACUCGUUGUGAGCUCUCCUGUGACCAAGGUUAUCGGUUAAUUGGAAGGAAAUUUGUGCAAUGCCUGCCAAGCCGCCGUUGGUCUGGAACUGCCUACUGUCGGCAGGUGCGAUGCCAUGCACUGCAGUUAAUUACUAGUGGCACCUACAGCUGCACAAAUGGUGUGCUUCUCAACUCCCAGUGUGACUAUACCUGCUUGAGGGGCUAUCACCUCGAAGGUGACCACAGUAGAAUCUGCAUGGAAGAUGGAAAGUGGAGUGGAGGUGAACCUGUAUGUGUAGACAUAGAUCCUCCCAAAAUCCAAUGUCCCCACUCACGUGAGAAGAUGGCAGAGCCAGAGAAACUGACUGCUCAAGUAUACUGGAACCCACCAUUGGUGAAGGAUUCUGCUGAUGGCACUAUCACCAGAGUAAGACUUCAGGGCCCUGAGCCUGGCUCUCACUUUCCUGAAGGAAAACACAUCAUUCGGUAUACUGCCUACGAUCAAGCCUACAACAAAGCCAGCUGCAAGUUCACUGUGAAAGUACAAGUGAGACGUUGUCCAAGCCUGAAACCACCAGAGCAUGGUUACCUCAGCUGCACCUCAGCAGGGGACAACUAUGGUGCCAUUUGUGAAUACCAUUGUGAUGGAAGUUAUGAACGCCGAGGGACCCCCUCCCGAGUCUGCCAGUCCAGCCGCCAGUGGUCAGGAACACCACCCAUCUGUGCUCCUAUGAAGAUUAAUGUCAAUGUCAACUCAGCUGCUGGCCUUCUGGAUCAAUUCUACGAGAAACAGAGACUUCUUAUCAUCUCAGCUCCUGAUUCUUCCAAUAAAUAUUACAAAAUGCAGAUUUCUAUGCUACAGCAAGCCAUCUGUGGAUUGGACCUGCGGCAUGUGACUAUCAUUGAGCUGGUGGGGCAGCCACUUCAGGAGGUUGGACGAAUCCAGGAACACCAGCUAUCAGUCAACAUCAUCAAAGAGCUCAGGCAAAUUCAUCACCUCACUCGCUCAUAUUUCAACAUGGUACUGGUUGACAAGCAAGGAACUGACCGGGAACGUUACAUGGAGCCUAUUACCCCUGAGGAAAUCUUCACAUUUAUUGACGACUACCUGCUGAGUGACCAAGAGUUGAAGCGGCGCCUAGAGCAAAGUGAUUUUUGUGAGUGA
This is a messenger RNA of Suncus etruscus (white-toothed pygmy shrew), 1338 nucleotides long. RefSeq names its product sushi repeat containing protein X-linked 2 (gene SRPX2). Lineage: Eukaryota; Metazoa; Chordata; Mammalia; Eulipotyphla; Soricidae. The transcript is spliced from 9 exons. The record is from RefSeq and is a predicted model, not a curated record. Bases 1 to 1338 code for a protein of 445 amino acids.